AUGGCCAGUGGUUUAAUCAAUCACACCUAUGUAAUGGAAUCUCAGGACAAACUCUGGAUAGAGGUUCGGAGGAGCUCCCUGCCCGUGCACCUGCAGUGGAUGGCCCUCCAGGACUGUUCCAGCUUCCCGAUCAAGAGGAACAAGCGGACAUACAGCACCGAGCCCAGUAACCUGCAGGCUCGGGUUCAGUGUACGACUGUGGGCGUGGAGCCCACGGCCCAUGGCAAAGAUGUAGUGGCGGCCAUGAAGCGGAGAUCCGGCCACAGAAAACUUGCCACCUCCUACGUGCAGACCACCAUGAACAAGAAUGCCCAGGGCCCCCUCAACAGCAUCAGGUACACCAUCCUCGAGUACAAGUACGGCCCAGAUCUCCACAUGACUGCCAUUCUCAGAGCCCCCGCCAUCCUGCUCAACCAGAAGCCUGUGAUGGAGAAGAGGCAGUGGGCCCGCCCCACCGAGAGCUCCUGGACACCUGCCCGCCACUUCCAAAGCAAUAAAGAUAUCAACCACACACACGUCAUAUUCCCAAGACAUUUAAUUUGUAGGUUGCCUGAGCACUUGCUACGGACCUAA
This is a messenger RNA of Ailuropoda melanoleuca (giant panda), 573 nucleotides long. RefSeq names its product 60S ribosomal protein L28-like. The record is from RefSeq and is a predicted model, not a curated record. NCBI's taxonomy places the organism in Eukaryota, Metazoa, Chordata, Mammalia, Carnivora, Ursidae. Gene Ontology annotation, molecular function: structural constituent of ribosome. Gene Ontology annotation, biological process: translation. Gene Ontology annotation, cellular component: ribosome. The coding region runs from base 1 to 573 and encodes 190 amino acids. The transcript has 2 exons.